Bufo gargarizans (Asiatic toad) is the source of this 1572-nucleotide messenger RNA. RefSeq names its product RAB27B, member RAS oncogene family (gene RAB27B). NCBI's taxonomy places the organism in Eukaryota, Metazoa, Chordata, Amphibia, Anura, Bufonidae. Gene Ontology annotation, cellular component: secretory granule; melanosome. The coding region runs from base 160 to 816 and encodes 218 amino acids. The record is from RefSeq and is a predicted model, not a curated record. The transcript has 6 exons. Gene Ontology annotation, biological process: melanosome transport; positive regulation of exocytosis. Gene Ontology annotation, molecular function: GTPase activity; GTP binding.
GUGAGUUCCUCAUAUCCGUGUGGAGAUUGCGAAGGCACGCCUUCUCCUCAUACAGGCUGUUCGCACAGAAGACUCCACAAGCCACAAGGGUGGUGCAAAAAUAUACAGAACACUGCAAGGAGACCGGGCUUCGAUCAUCUGUUCACCGCAGUGUACACUAUGACGGAUGGUGACUAUGAUUAUCUGAUUAAGCUCCUGGCCCUUGGAGAUUCCGGUGUUGGGAAGACCACCUUCCUGUAUAGAUAUACAGACAACAAGUUCAACCCCAAAUUCAUCACCACAGUUGGAAUAGACUUCCGGGAAAAGAGAGUGGUUUACAACAAUGCAGGUCCAGGUGGCACACAGGGCAAGACCUUUAAGGUGCAUUUACAGCUGUGGGACACAGCCGGACAGGAGAGGUUUCGGAGCCUCACUACAGCGUUCUUCAGAGAUGCAAUGGGUUUCCUUUUAAUGUUUGAUCUCACAAGUCAACAGAGUUUCCUGAACGUUCGGAAUUGGAUGAGUCAGCUUCAAGCAAAUGCUUACUGUGAGAAUCCCGAUAUUGUAUUAAUUGGCAACAAAGCGGACCUGUCAGAUCAGAGAGAGGUCAAUGAGAGGCAAGCAAAGGAACUUGCCGAUAAGUAUGGAAUCCCAUAUUUUGAAACAAGCGCAGCAACCGGACAGAAUGUGGAAAAAUCAGUAGACACUCUUCUGGACUUGAUAAUGAAACGCAUGGAGCAGUGUGUGGACAAGACCCAAGUACCAGAGGCAGUAAACGGAGGAAACUCUGGAAAAUUAGACGAAGCAAAAGUCGGAGAAAGAAAAUGCGCCUGUUAGAAGAAAAAGAAAUUUAAAGAAAAAAUAACUUGUCUGGACUGUGAGAAUCUUCUACGGCUAAUGUGAAAUGGCUGAGGAACCGCCAGGCUGCCCCCUAGUGGUCAGUGUCUACUCUGAAGCCAUUCAUAGCAUCAUACCAUUAACACAGUCUUCAAAGAAAAAAUAUAUAUAUGAAAAUCCCGUUGACAACCCUUCCCCACCUUUUAGUUGUUACGGUAUCCGCCAUCAUCUCUUGUGAAGAAAGUGUUAAUCUUAUAUAUUUAUAUGCAUUCAAAAAAAUAUGUUUCUUACUGGGAAAAAAAAUGGUAACUGAGGUUAAAAUGGGAUAUUUUAUGUUGUUUUAAAUCAUUCGGUGUAGAUUAUAACUUUGGAUUGGGUAUGCAAGCACGGCAAUCGAUUUACACAACCUGGACGCUCCUCCCCAUGCUCCUCCAACUUCUGGAUUUCCCGAUGAUGUUUAUAUCCGGACGACAAGAGGUUCUAGCUGUCUACCAAACCUUUGUGAAUGAUUCCGACGUAUCUUCUCGUCUCAUGUUUUUUGCUUGGUGUGUACGUGUUGCUAUCGAUAAACCAAACCGUGUCGCAAUCAGGGAUUAUUCUCUGGCCCAUUUGUCACUGGGGUGCUAAAGAUUUGAUGUAUAUUUGGUUAGUCUAUAUGAUAGUCCUUGGUUCUUGUAAGUCAAGCUCCUAAAAGGGGUGGCGCUUAUCAGAAUGUGGGCAGGGCUUUUGUAUCUCAUAAAGGUCCUAUCAGUGGUG